AUGAAGUUCUCCGCCCUUUCCACCGCGACCGUCCUCGUCUCCCUCCUCGGCAAGCUCCCGGUGGCCGACGCCUCCUGCUUCCACGGCGCCCGCAGGGUCCCCCAAAACAUGGCCGACACGCUCGCGACUCUUCUGUUGGCUGCGGGGAACGCCGAGGCCCAGGGUACCUAUCCGAAAACGGGCACCUACUGGCUCUCCUCAACGAUCGACAACUUCAAGGGCAGCCGGACUUGCCUCAACUUCGGCAUCGAGAACAUCAGCGGCCACCUCAAGGAGAUCUCGACGGCCACGGCCGUCGAGGGCCUGCUGCGUGAGUGGGUCACCUGCGGCAACGGCGGCAAGACGGACUACAGGGACGGCAGCCUCAACGGUUGGCGGUUCAUGUGA
Molecule: messenger RNA, 387 nt
Organism: Colletotrichum destructivum
Lineage: Eukaryota; Fungi; Ascomycota; Sordariomycetes; Glomerellales; Glomerellaceae
Exons: 1
Coding region: 1-387 (128 amino acids)
Source: RefSeq, a predicted model, not a curated record